CUGGAGGGAAGUAGGGACUGCUAGGCGUGACCCUUUGGACCUUGGGGGAGGAAGGGGUAUGGGUGGAAGGCAGGUAGGAAAGUGCAAGUUAUAGGAAAAAAGCAGUACUGAGAGGAGUUGAAAAUGGAGUGCUGGUGGCGGCGCAGAGCAGUGAAUGGAAGAUUAUUAGUUGGUUAUUGGUGGUUUGGAGCUAGCUUCUGUUCGGGUUUUUAUGUUAGAAAUUUUCUCAAGAAUACUGCAUUUCCGGAUAAACCAGGGGUGUCUGCAGCCUUGGGGUGAAGGCCGUGGGUUGCAGAUGUUUUCCUGCUUGAGCCGGUGAAUACCAGAGGAAUCAAACAGUCACACCCAAGGCAAUGUCUUGCUACCUCAACUCAGAAAACCACCUGGACCCAGGGCCCAUCUAUGUGCGAGAAAAUGGGCAGCUACACAUGGUCAAUCUGGCCUUGGAUGGCGUCAGGAGUAGCCUGCAGAAGCCAAGGCCUUUCAGACUGUUUCCCAAAGGCUUUUCUGUGGAGCUUUGCAUGAACAGGGAAGAUGAUACUGCCCAGAAAGAGAAGACUGAUCAUUUCAUCUUCACAUACACCCGGGAGGGGAAUCUUCGGUACUCUGCCAAAUCCCUCUUCAGCCUUGUCCUAGGCUUCAUCUCCGACAAUGUUGAUCACAUUGAUUCCCUUAUUGGCUUUCCUGAGCAGAUUGCUGAAAAGCUGUUCUCUGCUGCUGAAGCCAGACAGAAAUUCACAGAACCAGGUGCGGGGCUGAGGGCUUUGCAGAAAUUCACUGAGGCCUAUGGAAGUCUGGUGCUCUGCUCCCUGUGUUUGCGAAACAGAUAUCUGGUGAUUUCAGAAAAACUUGAGGAGAUUAAAUCUUUCCGGGAGCUGACCUGUCUGGAUCUUUCCUGUUGCAAGCUUGGAGAUGAGCACGAACUUCUAGAGCAUCUCACCAAUGAGGCCCUGUCUAGCGUAACUCAACUCCACCUGAAGGAUAAUUGUUUAUCUGAUGCCGGGGUGCGGAAAAUGACAGCACCAGUUCGAGUGAUGAAAAGAGGCCUUGAAAAUCUAACAUUAUUAGACUUAUCUUGUAACCCUGAGAUCACAGAUGCAGGAAUUGGAUACCUCUUCUCUUUUAGAAAACUAAACUGCUUAGAUAUCUCUGGGACGGGGAUCAAGGACAUCACAGCCAUCAAACACAAGCUCCAGACCCACAUCGGCCUUGUUCACUCCAAAGUGCCCUUGAAGGAAUUCGAUCACAGUAACUGCAAGACGGAGGGCUGGGCCGACCAGAUUGUUCUGCAGUGGGAGCGUGUGACUUCAGAAGCUGUGAAGCUACAAGAAACCUCGGAGCCUCGAGCGGCAGCUCAGCGCUUCUAUGGGAAGCGGGCUCGAACAGAAGCCCCAGGGAAGUGUCCGCUGGCAGAUACCCACAUGAACUCUUCUGAGAAACUCCAGUUCUAUAAAGAGAAAGCUGCAGACUGCCAUGGGCCAUUGUUGAAAUGUGAAGCUGUCUUAAGCCAGGAGUCAAAGAAGAGCAAGAAGAGAGCUUUUGAGGAGCCAGAGAAGGAACAAAGUAACUCUUCACAGUCUUCAAAGCAGAAAUAUGUGUGUCUUGCUGUGGAAGACUGGGACUUGUUAAAUUCUUAUUGAUUGGCAGAUAGAAAUUGACCUUUCCCCCCCAGCUCUAAUGUAUGAGGAGAGGGGGCUGAUGACAUUUUCCUUUUUGUUUGAAUUUACCUAUGGCAUUAGCAUAGCAAGCAGAUAUUUCUACUUUUGUGGUGGGGGAGGGGAGUACUAUGGAAGUAUGUAAUUUCUAAUGUAUAUUUUCAAUACAUAGUAAUUUUUCAAAUAAACGUUUUGCUGUCCAUAAAUUCUGCUUGUGA
Messenger RNA from Equus quagga, 1873 nucleotides. It is a transcript of the gene LRRC42, whose product is annotated as leucine rich repeat containing 42. NCBI's taxonomy places the organism in Eukaryota, Metazoa, Chordata, Mammalia, Perissodactyla, Equidae. The record is from RefSeq and is a predicted model, not a curated record. Bases 354 to 1640 code for a protein of 428 amino acids. The transcript is spliced from 9 exons. Gene Ontology annotation, molecular function: protein binding.